Molecule: messenger RNA, 2850 nt
Organism: Aspergillus mulundensis
Lineage: Eukaryota; Fungi; Ascomycota; Eurotiomycetes; Eurotiales; Aspergillaceae
Product: tubulin gamma complex associated family protein
Exons: 2
Coding region: 1-2850 (949 amino acids)
Biological process (GO): mitotic cell cycle; microtubule nucleation; meiotic cell cycle
Cellular component (GO): gamma-tubulin complex; centrosome; equatorial microtubule organizing center
Molecular function (GO): microtubule minus-end binding; gamma-tubulin binding
Source: RefSeq, a predicted model, not a curated record
AUGGAUCGUGAAGACUACUGCGCGGACCCAUUCUCCAGCAAUGGGCUGUGGAGGAUCUCCAAGUUCACCUUGGACUCACUACAGCCGCUGGAGUCUUUACCCUGGGACGAGAAGCUUCCCGACCUCUCGGAGGGCGUUUUCAAAAGUCCAUUCAGUUUGUUUGAUAAUGAGGGCCCCGAAUUGCACAAGCUAGACAUUUCCGGAGCCGACCUCUUUGAGCCGAGCGUGUUUGCGGAGUCCACAACGGAUACGUCAAGCGACGGUCAACAUGAACCCAGCAUUGGCGCACAAGAUAUUGCCGAUGAUCUUGAGGAUAUUUGGAAUCUUGAGAAUGUUGGCUCAGCGACCGUACUUAACGACGCCCUUAGAUCUUGGGAGAAGUACCAUGACCGCCACUUUAGCGAGCCUCCGCGGGCAUAUUUCAGUGAGUCUGGAGCGAAGGGGUUCGACGCUGCAAUUGAGAAUCGAGAUAAGCAUGGCUAUGACAACCCUAAACACAUUGUGCGCUACAACACCUUCUUCCAAUCACUAUUUCGGCUUGGUUUAGGGUGGAGCUCUGUGCUCUUUCGGUACAACAAACAACAGCAGAAAUUUGAAAGAGUUGUCAAGGAUAUACGCAUCUCCGGUAUCAGCGCCCUUGCCCUUAGUGGCGUCACGGAUGAGAUCCUACAGUGCGGUAAUAAUAUGCAACGAGUCCGCGCUUUCAUCGAGAGGGCACCAACUGUGGCAGCAGAGCCGUCUGCGCUGUCGGCGUUUUCCACUGCUGCAUCGGUGAUUAUAUACACCUUGGAGAAGCAAAUGCUUGAUGGCUUUAAACAUAUCAGCUCAGUACUCCAGAUCAGAGCCUUGUUUCAGCGAUGUGGGGAACUGGUAGGAGCUCUAGCGAACAUGAUGGAUGCUGUGGAGAGGGCCGUGUCAGAGGUUGAGAUAAUCUCCUCUGUAUUCAAACUGGCAGCGCAGUAUUCUCACAUCUACGGUCAGAUGGAAAGCCUCUUCCGUGAAAUUGUCUUCAAGGUCGCAGGGCCGUGGCUAACGUAUGUGGAGUCGUGGGUUGGCUUUCGUCCAGAGACAUCCGCAUUUGACGAGUUAGUGGCCAGCGGCAGAAGCUUCGUUUCCUCCGUGAAGUCUGAAGCUAAGGGCAAGCUUUCGUCUCAAGAAAAGCAUGACUAUGUGUUUCUUCCAGACCAAAUGCCGUCUUUUGUCCCUCCUGACCAGGCGCAAUUGAUCUAUGAGAGCGGACGCAGCCUUCGGCUGCUCAAACGGUCUCACCCACAUCACCCUCUCGCAGAUGAUAGAGCACAUGUCGAAACUCCGGAGCUGAGUUGUGCUGGUACCUGGGCUGAGCUGGAGAGAAUUCAGACUAAAGCUCGUGAUUAUGAGGCUAGACUUCGAGCAGAAGUCCUCAAGUACAACCGCCAUGGACCAUCUGAAGAUGACGCAAGCAUAGAAAAGCCUGAGAUCGCCAAACCAAAAGGCGUUCCAGACGCUUUCGAUCUAUUUGACAUUGACGACGCCCACAAUAUGACCGGCCUACUCGCCGGUGCAUCGUCUCUAGAAAAAGAGAAACUUGGCCAACUGCUGGUCGAGGCUGAAAGCGCCAAUGAGGAACAAUCCGGGAGGCUUGAGACAAACUUCGCCCCAGAAGUAACGUCCUCGCUCUACCUAUCUCUUGCGCCUCUACUCUCAUCGCAGGCUUUACUAAUUGACUUUUCCUGCCUCCACCUUCUAUUCAAGGAGCACAAGCUAAGGGAUCAUUUAAGCCUGCAAUGGCGAUUCCAACUUCUUGGCGAUGGGUACUUCACAUCUCGUCUUUCUCAAUCACUCUUCGACCCCGAAAUGGAGAGCGGCGAACGAAAAACUGGUGUUGUACGAAGCGGUGUCCACACGGGUCUACGGCUGGGAAGCCGAGACACUUGGCCCCCAGCAAGCUCAGAACUGCGCUUAGUUCUGAUGGGUAUACUCAACGAAUGUUACAGCGGCGAGUAUGCAGAUGGCUCUGGGAAUCCCGAAUUCGAGAAGGAGAAGGAACUCCCGGGAGGUUUGAGCUUCUCUAUACGAGAACUAUCAGAGGCAGAAAUUGCCAAGUGCAAGAAUCCCAACGCCAUUGAAGCGCUGGACUUCCUCCGCCUUCAAUACAAACCAUCCAGCGUCCUAGAAGCCAUCAUCACCCCCCGCUCUCUCCGUAAAUACGAUCAGCUCUUCAAACAGCUCCUCCGACUCCUUCGAAUGGUUUCAGUCGUCAAGGGUCUCAUCCGUGACUCAACCGCCAGGAACUCACUCUCCGGUGACACACGAAACAUCCUCCAAAGAUUCCGCAUAGACUGCCAACACUUCGUCCUCGCUCUCAGCGAUUACUCCUUCCAGCUGGGCAUCGGCUCCACCUGGCAGCGCUUCCAAGAUACCCUCUCCCAAAUCGAAACUUGCCUAGACCGCGGCGAUAUAGACGGCACCAUCGAAGCGGCCCAUUCUAUCCCCAGGCUGCGAACUUACCACGAGGAUACGCUCGACCAGAUGCUCUUCGCGCUCUUCCUCAGCAAACGGCACGCCGAGGUCGCGAAACUGUUAGAUGGGGUAUUCGACACGAUACUGAGGUUUGCUCCGUUAUCACGGUUGGACGGGAUACAUGGUGUGCGGCACGAAAGUGAGGCAAUGGUUAAGCGAUUGCAUGCUGUUUUUAGAAAGCAAACGGCUGCCUUUGUUAGGUAUUUGCGUGGUCUUGAUGGCGCGAGAGGGGCAGCGCAGUCGAAGACAAUGGAUAGAGGGAGAUCUGGGAUUGCUUUUGCGAGAGAGGGGUCCCCGAAUGUGUUUGACCAUCUUCUGGUGAGACUGGAUAUGAAGAGGUACUACUAG